UCGGACAUUCUGUCAGGAUGCCUGAAAUCAACACCGACCAUCUCGAUGAGCAGCAGGUUCAGCUCCUGGCCGAGAUGUGCAUUCUUAUUGAUGAAAAUGACAAUAAAAUUGGGGCUGAGACCAAAAAGAAUUGUCACCUGAAUGAAAAGGUUGAGAAAGGAUUAUUGCAUCGAGCUUUUAGUGUCUUCUUAUUCAACACUGACAAUAAACUCCUGCUACAGCAGAGAUCAGAUGCUAAAAUUAGCUUUCCAGGUUGUUUUACCAAUACUUGUUAUAGUCAUCCCUUAAGUAACCCAGGAGAGCUUGACGAGAAUGAUGCAAUUGGAGUUAGGCGAGCAGCACAGAGGCGUUUAAAGGCCGAAUUGGGAAUUCCCAUGGAACAGGUUCCUCUAGAAGAAAUUAAUUAUCUGACUAGAAUUCACUACAAGGCUCAGUCUGAUAGUAUCUGGGGAGAAUAUGAAAUUGAUUACAUUUUGUUUGUGAGAAAGAACGUGACUUUGGAUCCAGACCCCAAUGAGAUUAAAAGCUAUUGCUAUGUGUCAAAGGAAGAAGUGGAAGAAAUGCUGAAAAAGGCAGCCAGCAGUGAAAUUAAGAUAACUCCAUGGUUUCAAUGUAUUGCAGAAGCUUUUCUCUUUACGUGGUGGGAUAACUUAAAUAAUUUGAAUCAGUUUGCUGACCAUGGGAAAAUACACAGAAUGUGAAUGUGGAGAUGAAUGAUUAGUAAA
Messenger RNA from Myotis lucifugus (little brown bat), 725 nucleotides. Its product is annotated as isopentenyl-diphosphate Delta-isomerase 1. Gene Ontology annotation, cellular component: cytoplasm. Gene Ontology annotation, molecular function: isopentenyl-diphosphate delta-isomerase activity. Gene Ontology annotation, biological process: isoprenoid biosynthetic process; isopentenyl diphosphate biosynthetic process. The record is from RefSeq and is a predicted model, not a curated record. The transcript has a single exon. The coding region runs from base 18 to 701 and encodes 227 amino acids. Lineage: Eukaryota; Metazoa; Chordata; Mammalia; Chiroptera; Vespertilionidae.